This is a messenger RNA of Parnassius mnemosyne (clouded apollo), 609 nucleotides long. NCBI's taxonomy places the organism in Eukaryota, Metazoa, Arthropoda, Insecta, Lepidoptera, Papilionidae. The record is from the annotation of a GenBank genome assembly.
AUGUUAAUCAAACCAAAAAAAGAUAUUUGUAAAAUAUGCAGUGAAUAUGAAAAUGCAACGGAAGAGGCUAAACUCCAGCUCCAGCAGCAGUACGAAAGUCAUAUUAAAAAUAAGAAUAUUGUUAGAGAAAUAAAGAAUAAGGAAAAAGAUUUAGCUGACCAAAAAUUAAAAACAGUAGCUGUAUUUGAUUUGGAGAAGGCUAAUUUUUACAAUUUUAAGUCUCAAGUAACAUCUCUUAAAAACUGGAUUCACGAUACAAACGGCAAUAAAGUCCUUUUUUCAAAAAUAAAGGAAAUUAAAGCAUGUCCUGACACACCAAACAAGUUAUUUUUUAAGUACGAUUUUGAAAAUCAUGAUUACUUGGUUUUAGACACAACAAAUCGUACCUCAUCACGUACACGUAAAACAAAUAUUAGCCCUCAGAGUUUAAAUGAACUCAUGCCCGCUUAUGACAAAUGUCUACCAAUUUCGAAUGCUUUAUAUAAGGAUUUAAUAAGCUUAUGUGAUACCAAUGCUAUACCAUUGCAUUAUCAAGGGUUUUAUAGAAAUUUGGUAACGCAAAGUGAUACACCUAAUUUAGAAAUUUUUGAUACAUCGGAUGAAGAUUAA